UUGAAAACUGGGACAUUUUUGAGAAAGUCAUGGACUAUGUAUACAGUCACAGCAUCAAGUCUGAGGCCAAUCUCCAUCCGGUUCUGAUGUCCGAGGCGGCUUGGGUCACAAAAGCCAAGAGAGAACAGCUAACAGAGAUUAUGUUUGAGAAGUACAAUGUGCCUGCGUUCUUUUUGUGCAAGAACCCAGUUCUUUCUGCUUUUGCUAACGGCCGGUCGACUGCCCUGGUAGUGGACAGUGGCGCCACACAAACAUCGGCAGUUCCAGUUUAUGAUGGUUACGUCAUCAGUCAGUAUAUUGUCAAGUCCCCUCUGGCAGGAGACUUUGUGACUGCUGAAUGCAAGAAGCUGAUGGAGGAGCUGGGCAUUGAGGUGGUCCCUCCGUACCUUAUUGCCAGCAAGGAGGUCGUUGCAGAUGGACAGCCAGCAAAGUGGAAGAAGAAGGAAAAUGUGAAUGUUACCAAAUCAUUUCACAACUACAUGGUUAAAGAUGUUCUGCAAGACUUUGCUGCUACCAUCGUCCAAGUUUCCGACAGUCCGUUUGAGCAGAGCCAGGCCGACACCAUGCCAACUGUACAUUACGAGUUUCCACACGGUUAUAACCGGGAUUUUGGAAGUGAGCGGUUCAAGGUCUGUGAAGGACUGUUUGAUCCUUCGUUUAUAAAGGAAUCUGGUGGGAACUCCAUGUUGGGAGUCGGCCAUGUGGUGACCUCCAGUGUUGGCAUGUGUGACAUUGACAUUCGUCCGAGUAUGCGACUGAAGGUCAUAGCUGCCUCCAGCUCCUCGGAACGUAGGUUCAGUAGCUGGAUCGGAGGUUCCAUUCUGGCCUCAUUGGGAGCAUUUCAACAAAUGUGGGUUUCCAAACAAGAGUAUGAGGAGAGCGGCAAGCAGUCGGUGGAGCGGAAAUGUCCUUGA
Molecule: messenger RNA, 914 nt
Organism: Candidula unifasciata
Lineage: Eukaryota; Metazoa; Mollusca; Gastropoda; Stylommatophora; Geomitridae
Source: the annotation of a GenBank genome assembly